Molecule: messenger RNA, 270 nt
Organism: Trichobilharzia szidati
Lineage: Eukaryota; Metazoa; Platyhelminthes; Trematoda; Strigeidida; Schistosomatidae
Source: the annotation of a GenBank genome assembly
AACCCAAAUCAACGCCUGGCAGAAGACAGCCGUCCACCACUACACCCGAAGAUCACGAUCUCUACGUCUACUACAUUGACAAGUUCGGAAAGAGAAGGAGACGACCUCGACGACAUACAAAACCAUCACACAAACGAACCAGAUCGACGUCACCAAAACGCGAAACCACGACACCUGGAGAAGAAUUCGUCAACGUGACGGACAAGUUCGGAAGAGUGGUGGCUCGACACCGACGAAGGAGGAGGCGAACAACCACACGCCGACCACUGG